This is a messenger RNA of Gavialis gangeticus (Gharial), 684 nucleotides long. It is a transcript of the gene LBX1, whose product is annotated as ladybird homeobox 1. The transcript has 2 exons. The coding region runs from base 1 to 684 and encodes 227 amino acids. Gene Ontology annotation, molecular function: DNA binding. The record is from RefSeq and is a predicted model, not a curated record. Lineage: Eukaryota; Metazoa; Chordata; Crocodylia; Gavialidae.
AUGACUUCCAAAGACGAGGCCAAGUCCGGCUCGGUGGAGGAGCGGCGGCGCAGCCCGCUGGACCACCUGCCGCCGCCCGCCAACUCCAACAAGCCGCUGACCCCCUUCAGCAUCGAGGACAUCCUCAACAAGCCGUCGGUGCGGCGGAGCUACACGCUGUGCGGGGCCGCGCACCUCCUCUCGGCCGCCGACAAGCACCCGCCGGCCGGCCUGCCCCUCUCCAGCCGCGCGCUGCUCUCGCAGACCUCGCCGCUCUGCGCCCUCGAGGAGCUGGCCAGCAAGACCUUCAAGGGCCUGGAAGUCAGCGUGCUGCAGGCGGCCGAAGGUAAGCGCCGGCCCGGCCCGGCCCGGCCCGGCCCGGCCCGGCCCGCGGGCGUCAUCACCUGGUUCCAGAACCGCCGCGCCAAGCUCAAGCGCGACCUGGAGGAGAUGAAGGCGGACGUGGAGUCCGCCAAGAAGCUGGGCUCGGGCGCCCAGCUGGACAUCGUGAACCUGGCCGAGCUGGAGCAGGGCGCCGAGGCCCGGGGCAAGUCGCGGUCGCUGUCGCCGGCGCUGCCCGCGCACGGACUGGAGCCCGCCGGGCGCCUCCAGCUCUCGCCCGCCUCCCCCCUCACAGACCAGCCCAACAGCAGCAAGGACUGCUCGGAGGACGAGGAGGACGUGGAGAUUGACGUGGAUGACUGA